AUGCGAAACUAUGAUGGUGGGGUGAAGUGUGUGGCAGACAAGCCCCCGGACAGCGUUCGCCACGACGAACGCUGUUUGAAGUCAAUCGGAACCGUGUGGGCCCGGCGUCGGGUCACGAAAGCCCAACCCAUCGUUCACACUGCACUCCGUGUACCCGGUCGGGAAAGUGGUAACAGUAGUAUUUGUGCUUUUGCCUCGUUUCUUAAUUGUGCGUCGUCUCAUCUGACGGUUGAAAUCAAAAGCCGCGUGGACAUGUUUCUCACAGUCACCAAAUCACUGAUCCCGCUACUGCUCAUAUGCUUGUUCAACCAACCCACUGUGCCCAUACGUUGGCUAGCGAUUGGUCACAUGAAACAGUUUUGGAACGAGUCCCACCACUGCCCCAAAAACGGCGUCGAGAGGAAGAAAUACGGUCUGAUAGGCGCGCAGACUAAACUGUGUAAACGACAUGCGGAUUUAAUGCCAAUUAUUAUGCGCGCAGCUGCACAGACGGCUACCGUAUGUCAGAACGAAUUUUCUGACCGACGCUGGAACUGCUCGUCAAUUCGUUUGGUUCCAAAAUUGACUCCAGACCUGACAAAAGGUCGCAGUAGCGACGAUGACAGCGGCCACCAAGAGUUGGCUUGUCGCAUGAUCUCACUCGGUUGCCAAGAAGCGAAAGCGAACGCACAAUAG
This is a messenger RNA of Soboliphyme baturini, 675 nucleotides long. Lineage: Eukaryota; Metazoa; Nematoda; Enoplea; Dioctophymatida; Soboliphymatidae. The record is from the annotation of a GenBank genome assembly.